AUGGCUUUGACGUGGAAAUUAAAGAAAGUAACUAUCUUCACAGAUUCCGUGACAGAGUUCCACUGGGUCUCUGACGCUCUCACUGGUAAGUCAAGAUUGAAAUCAAAAGCAAUGGGCGAAAUGUUGAUUCGAAGAAGAUUAAGCGUUCUGCAACAAUGUAUUGAAGAAUAUGAUAAUAAUGUGAAUAUAAAACUUGUUCUUUCAAAAGACAACUUAGCUGACGCAUUGACUAGAGUUCGAAGUAGAUGGUUGAAUAAAUUGAUGGAGGCUAAGCAUUCAAGUAAUUUUGUUGGAGCAGUAUUUGCAGAGGCUGAAUCCAUUUCUAGCAUACACAAGAGAACUGGACACUUUGGAGUGAGUCGCACUCUAAACUUUGUUCGUAAAGUAAUUUUAACCGCUACCAAAAAUGACGUAUUAGAGAGAAACGCACUGUGGAGACAGUAUCAAGUUCAUACGGAAGUAUUGCCAUUACUCGAAUACUCUGGCGAGCGAGGAGCACCAUCUGAAAUUUUGACAGAUAAUAAAGCAACUUUUAAAACUGAGGAGUUGAGUAGUUUUCUUGAUUUUACUCAAAUACUCUGCCUUAUCUUUUGCGAGCGAGGAGCACCAUCUGAAAUUUUGACAGAUAACGAAGCAACUUUUAAAACUGAGGAGUUGAGUAGUUUUCUUGAUGGUUGGGGAGUGCGCAUUAGGUUUCGAGCUGCUUAUUAUCCUGAAGGAAAAAGAGUUGUGGAAAGAAAUCAUCGUACAAUUAAGAGAAUAGCAGAAAGGUCAAAAAUGUCAUUACUGGAGGCAGUGUAUUGGUACGAAGUCUCAGCUAACAAAAACAAUGCAAACCCGAUGGAGAAAAUAUACAGGUAUCGAAGUAAUGCGAAAGGAUUGAGAAAAGAUAAUAUUCCGAUUAAAGCUGACACAAAUGAAGUGUUUAAAAUGGGUGAAAAUGUUUGGUUGAAACCGUUAAAUGCAAAGUGCCAUACUAAGUGGCAGCCAGCAAAACUAACGGGAAAUAUUUCGAAACAAGAUGUCGAAGUUAAUGGCGUUCCACGUCACGUAAAACAUAUCCGAUAUCGAAAUAACAUUUAA
This is a messenger RNA of Hydra vulgaris (swiftwater hydra), 1083 nucleotides long. RefSeq lists its product as uncharacterized. NCBI's taxonomy places the organism in Eukaryota, Metazoa, Cnidaria, Hydrozoa, Anthoathecata, Hydridae. The record is from RefSeq and is a predicted model, not a curated record. Gene Ontology annotation, molecular function: nucleic acid binding. Gene Ontology annotation, biological process: DNA integration.